AUAUUAAACAUAACCUUUGUUUUUCAGGGAGUUGUAUUUGGAAAUAAUUAUAUCAUAAUUUGGUUUUAAACAUGAUUUUAAACAUUAAUACAUAUUAAAGAAAAAUGGUUGAGGAAGGUGAGAAGAAUUUGAUUCAUAUGACUGAAGAAAAAAUAGAGUUUGGAGAGAAACUUUUACAGUCUCUUGUAGGCCUAAGACAUUUUGAUGGUAUUUUAAAGGUAGAUCGCAAAAUAAGACAGGAAUUGAAGUUUUUAAGAAAGAUAAGCAAUAGUGGCUUAUUAAAGAAAGAACAUCUUCAGUGCUCCAACUUGACUCAUUUUAGUGCCUUAAUAAAUACAUUAUCAAAUGUAGAUAAUUGUUUGGCUGUUAACAAAGUUUUUAACUUGAAUGAUAGAAAGAUUACCAUUGAUAUUAUAUGUGAUGGAGGUUUAACAUGGGUAAAGGUAGUGGCACGAAAUCCAAAAUCUAUAAAACAAAUUUGUUUAGGAGAUGGAAGUUAUGGGGUUAGAAGUGUCUUAGAUCAAGCCUAUGACUACCUAGAGUGUGCCCAGAUAUAUCCAUGUCUAUUUCAAACCCCUAAGAUAAUAUUUAUAUUCGCAAAUGGCAUAUAUGAAGAUUUAGCAAAGCAUUUGGAGUCAAUUGGUAUAAUAGUAAAAGGUGAGAGGCUUGUUGAUGAGGAUUUUACAGAAUAUGAAGAUAUACAACAGGUACAACUGUCUACAAAAGAUAUAUCAGAAAUAAAAAAGGUUAAUUUAGAUGUUUCUGCUAUGCUGGCUUAUGUAAGCUCUGUUACUAAUGGUAGUUGCCUAAAAUACAAACUUCAAACACAAGUUCUGGCUCAGCAAGCCGAAUGGGAGGCUAAGAGGCCUGUCAAACCUGUUUUAGAUGCCUUUUUUAAAGAUAAGACUCUUUACUGUUGUGAAACAGCCAGAAAUAGUUUCCUGGAAAUUUUGAAUACUGUUGGAGGUCCAAAUGAAAUACAAAGAGGUGAAGAGCUCUUGAAAAGAAUAAACGUUCUUCCUGACAAUGCUACCUCAUCAGAUACAUUAGAUAAAAGUCCAGUUAAUGCUAUAUUUAAUAAUGUUCAGUUAUUGCCAAAUAGACAGCUAAAAGUUGGUGGGAAAAUAAAGGAGAGAUCCUUUAUUAUUUUCACAUUUGGAGAUAGGAUUCAAGCAGUUACUGUGACUGCUAAUGAUGGAUUUGUUAGAGCUGCAAAACAACAAGGCAUUAAUUUCGUUGUCUUUGUCCAUGAAUCCAGAGCAUUAACAGAACAAAAAGAAUUCAAAGCUGAAAAGAUAUAAGAAAUUUUUAUCUACCAUUUGUGAUUAUUCAAGAAAUUUAAAUUUAAACUACUUGAAAUGCUAAGCAAAGUCUUUUUUAUGGAUUAAAAUAUAUUGUAAAAUAUAGAAGUUAUUUUUAUUAGGAGUAACUA
Agrilus planipennis (emerald ash borer) is the source of this 1432-nucleotide messenger RNA. Its product is annotated as UPF0415 protein C7orf25 homolog. The record is from RefSeq and is a predicted model, not a curated record. The transcript has 5 exons. Bases 105 to 1301 code for a protein of 398 amino acids. NCBI's taxonomy places the organism in Eukaryota, Metazoa, Arthropoda, Insecta, Coleoptera, Buprestidae.